Phytomonas sp. EM1 is the source of this 73-nucleotide messenger RNA. The record is from the annotation of a GenBank genome assembly. Lineage: Eukaryota; Euglenozoa; Kinetoplastea; Trypanosomatida; Trypanosomatidae.
GCUAUCCCUAGUAAUGGACAUGUUAUGGUGUACAUUAGACGGCAGCGCAUUUAAGGCAUCGCUGUGUGCCUAG